CAGAUAGCUUCCCUCAAACAGUAAACGCUCGUAAAAUAAACUUUCAGAGCAACUCUGGAGAUGAAGUUCAUGUGUCCAUGUCCUCAUACAGUGCAGCACAGAUAAAUCCUCGACCAUCACUCGUGUUGAAUGUUAAACUGUGCACAUGUUACAUCUCGUCUUGUUUUCGUCACGUGAUAAAGAUGAGAGCGGUGAUUCAUGUUGUGAUGGAGAAACGGCCUCUACAUCAAAACAGCGACUGACAGCACAAACUCUUUCCUGCAUCACCUGUGGAAAGACAUUCAGUUCACAGAGACGUUUAGAGACACAUGAGAGAAAACACACAGAACAGAAACUCUUCACCUGCACCAGAUGUGACAUCAGCUUUCCUACCUUACAAGAGAAGAAACUUCAUUCACAAGAGCACAGAGACCAGAAACACUUUCACUGUCAGCAGUGUGGGAAGAACUUUUUCUCGUCUUCUAGUCUGAACAUUCACAUGAGGUCACACACUGGAGAAAAACCUUUCCACUGCAGUCAAUGUGACAAAUAUUUCAGAACCAAAGGAAAUCUUGUUACUCAUCAGAGAAUUCACACGAGAGAAAAACCCCACAAGUGUCCUCACUGUGACAAGAGAUUCAACCACAAACCUCAUCUGAAGAAACACAUGCGUUCACACACCGAUGAGAGACCGUAUGAGUGCAGUGAAUGUGGAAAAACCUUUAGACAGUCACAUGGUCUGAAGGUACACCAGAGAACUCACUCUGAGGAGAAACUCUAUCAGUGUUCACACUGUGAUAAACACUUCCAUCAGAAAUCUCAGCUGAUAUGUCAUGAGAGAAUUCACACUGGAGAGAAACCUUACCUCUGCUCUGACUGUGGGAAGAGAUUUACUGAUCAAAGUACUUUUAGGGUUCAUCAGAGAAUCCACACUGGAGAAAAACCUUAUGACUGCAGUGUUUGUGGGAAGAGUUUUAAUCGUCAUCGCCAUUUAGAGAGACACAAGAGAAUUCACACUGGAGAAAGACCUUAUCAGUGCAGUGUUUGUGGGAAGAGUUUUAAUCGUCAUCACCAUUUAGAGAGACACAAGAAAACUCACACUGGAGAAAGACCUCAUCUCUGUAAUGUUUGUGGGAAACGUUUCACUGAGCAAACUACUCUACUAAAUCACAAGAGAAUUCACACAGGUGAAAGACUUUAUAAAUGUUCUCAGUGUGACAAGACGUUUGCUUAUGCAGAUGUCUUGAGAACCCAUGAGAGAGUUCACACUGGAGAGAAACCUUAUCACUGCUCCAUCUGUGGUGAGAGAUUCACUUAUUUAGGAGGUUUUAAGAUUCAUCAGAAGAAACAUGCUGAAGAACGAACUGAUCUAAAGUCACACCAAACAACACAUUCUGAGGAGAAACUCUAUCAGUGUUCACACUGUGAUAAAAGUUUUGUUAAAAAAUCGUACUUGGUACGUCAUGAGAGAAUUCACACUGGAGAGAAACCUUACCUCUGCUCUCACUGUGGAAAGAGCUUUACUGAUCAUAGUACUUUUAAAGUUCAUCUGAGAAUCCACACUGGAGAACGACCUUAUGACUGCAGUGUUUGUGGGAAGAGUUUUAAUCGUCAUCGCCAUUUAGAGAGACACAAGAGAGUUCACACUGGAGAGAAACCUCAUCACUGCAGUGUUUGUGGGAAGAGUUUCACUCAACAAACUACUCUACUGAAUCACCAGAGACUUCACACAGGUGAAAGACCCUUCAAGUGUUCUCAGUGUGACAAGACGUUUCUUUAUUCAGGUAGCUUGAGAAUCCAUGAGAGAGUUCACACUGGAGAGAAACCUUAUCACUGCUUCAUCUGUGGAGAGAGAUUUGCUUAUUUAGCAAGUUUUAAGACUCAUCAGAAGAAACAUGCUGAAGAACAAACGGCACUGGAAUCAUCAUAACAUCUAUAACCUGGAAUAAUUCCCCUCGCAGUUUUCUUCUGUGUACUGUGUGCUAAUUUAAAUGAUUCUGUUAUUCUCUUCAUGUCUUUUCUCAUGUAUGAAUUAAAAUGAAUCUGUUUUGUGUUGUAUGUUUAUUAGAUACAACAUCAUUAUUAUUAACGUCUUGUGCUUAUAACAGUUUGCAGUUAAGAUGAGCAUAUUUUGUGUUCACAGUAUAGCACGGCCUCUCGUAUCUUAUCGCUACUUUACUGUUAAGACUGAAUGGGCAGACGAACUCGUGAACUGUGUAUUCUUUAAUAAAAUGUGAGGGGAAGAGACUUUGCUUGAAAGGUAUCAUUUGCUCUGUGUUUGUCAACUUAUUGUGUCGCAAACAUACUUUCUUCUUUUUGGAGAAUACACAAGUCUCUCUGAGUUAGGAAAGUACAUUGUAAAA
This is a messenger RNA of Triplophysa rosa, 2342 nucleotides long. Its product is annotated as zinc finger protein 658B-like. The record is from RefSeq and is a predicted model, not a curated record. NCBI's taxonomy places the organism in Eukaryota, Metazoa, Chordata, Actinopteri, Cypriniformes, Nemacheilidae. Gene Ontology annotation, biological process: regulation of transcription by RNA polymerase II. Gene Ontology annotation, molecular function: RNA polymerase II cis-regulatory region sequence-specific DNA binding; DNA-binding transcription factor activity, RNA polymerase II-specific. Gene Ontology annotation, cellular component: PcG protein complex; transcription regulator complex. The transcript is spliced from 2 exons. Bases 146 to 1909 code for a protein of 587 amino acids.